CCUAUUUCACCUCCAUAGUCCUACCUAACUACAGUCCCAUAUGUUAUUACUUACUACUGAUCUAACGUCUCUACGUCUACAUUAUCUAAUAUGUAUUUCACAAGCCUUCUUCUACUCUUACAAUCUCUUUUGCUUGUAGCGGCAGCCCCAGUCAACAAUCCUUCUGGCGCGAAGCGUAUUAGGACUUCAGACUUCUUUGUGGCUACUACCCACACUUCUCCACUUGCCCUUAACAUUACACAUGGGAACAAGGGGAAUGAGAUUCCGAUAGUGAAACUCGAAUAUCUCUCAACCUUCACGAAGAAACCCUUCCUCUACAUACAAGCUUCAAUUGACAAGGACGACGCAAAGGCUCUAGAAAAGCAGUCGCUGCCAUCUCUGCUCAAGGCUGUAACUGCUGAUGAAGUCAAAAGACAAGUUUAGAGGCAGGCCCAGGGCAUUUUCAGUUACUCCCAAGGAUGCAGAAUGGUGGGGAAAAUAUAAGGAGACAAGGGGCUUCCGGACUGUGUCUGAUACGUUUCGGCCCAGGACGAUUAAAGAAAUCAGGAUCAAGGCGAAAAAGAGAGAUGGCCAUCACGGGUAUGAAACGAGAUUUGUCCUUAGUAAAUAAGCGUGCUAUAAAUAGACGUCCUAGCUAGUGCUUUCUUUAAGUAACUAACCUAACUUUAACCUUAAAAUUAGUUAGUUAACUUACGGCUAUUUCUAGCGUUAACUAGUUCGUUAUUUACUAUUUUUCUAUAAUAGUUAACUAGGU
This is a messenger RNA of Colletotrichum navitas, 754 nucleotides long. RefSeq lists its product as uncharacterized. The transcript is spliced from 2 exons. The record is from RefSeq and is a predicted model, not a curated record. The coding region runs from base 91 to 423 and encodes 110 amino acids. Lineage: Eukaryota; Fungi; Ascomycota; Sordariomycetes; Glomerellales; Glomerellaceae.